Molecule: messenger RNA, 2966 nt
Organism: Lepisosteus oculatus (spotted gar)
Lineage: Eukaryota; Metazoa; Chordata; Actinopteri; Semionotiformes; Lepisosteidae
Gene: rasl11a
Product: RAS-like, family 11, member A
Molecular function (GO): GTP binding; GTPase activity
Source: RefSeq, a predicted model, not a curated record
UAAUCCAAGACGGAGAGAGGGGGCAUCUGCUUCGCGCUGAGCUUUUCACGCAGGACCUGGAGCGUGGACGUUGCGUUUCUACGGGAGGAGAUGGUGAGGUCCGGAGCGGUGCGAGUGGUGGCCCGCACGUUGGAACUUGUGGGUGAAAAAGUGAAGUAGGAAGGGGGGAUCGUUGUCCCAUGCUGGGGGGGAGAGACACGGACUGAGAUUUACUUUCUCGGAUGCAGUACAAGCAGCGGUUCAUAAAUGCGCCUCCUCGUCCAAGAUCAGAGAAAAAUGAGCAGUUACUCUAGUAACUUUCUGCUAGUCCCCAUUCCGGAAUAUCCAGUUUUAGACUGCGUGCCCAACAAGACUGUGAAGAUCGUUGUUCUCGGCGCCAGUAAUGUUGGCAAAACAGCCUUAAUAGUGAGAUUUCUCACCAAGAGAUUCAUUGGAGACUAUGAAGCCAAUACAGGAGCCCUUUAUUCCCGAAAAAUUAACCUAGAGGGGGAGCAGGUCUCUCUUCAAGUCCAGGACACACCCUGUGUUGCACUCCAGGACGAUGCGGAUGGCCUGUACUGCCAAGAGCAGAUCAACCGCUCCAUCUACUGGGCUGAUGGCUACGUGCUGGUCUUCUCCAUCACUGACCACAGCAGCUACCGCACCGUCCAGCCCCUGUACCAGCACGUGCGCAAGAUCCACCCCACGGGCAACAUCCCCGUCAUUCUGGUGGGCAACAAGUGCGACCUGCUCCGGGCUCGCCAAGUGGCCGCCAGCGACGGAGAGGCGCUGGCCCAGGAGCUGGGAGGGGUGUACUUUGAGGCCUCCGCCCGGGAGAACCACGAAGGCGUCCACGCCGCCUUCCUGCACCUCUGCCAGGAGGUCAGCCGGGCCCUGGGCAGCUGCAACGGCGAGAAACGGAGAGGCCUGCACCUGGUCAGGCCGAAGUCGCCCAACAUGCAGGACCUGAAGCGUCGCUUCAAGCAGGUGCUGUCCUCCAAGGUGAAAUCGUCUACCACCCUGUGACCUCCUGUCACUCACGCAUGGAAGAGGAGGUGUCGUACCCUUCUAGGCCGAGCGAUUCAAGACCAGCAACUUGCCGAACUACAAGUGUAUUCCUUGGCCAAGAUGGCAUUGAAUGGAAGUGACUGGAGAGACUCUGGCAGCCAUGGAAACCUAUGAUGUCAUCUGCCAGCCCAUCAGUCUCUAUUGCUUCAAUACAGCUCUUGCUAAUCUCUGACCUGACUUCACUAUGGUCUCGCUUGUGAAGGCUGUAUAGAUCUGUAUCUUAAUGAAGGAGCUGCACUGAAACACUUCCUCGAAGAUCCCUGAAAGGCAAGAGACCAUUCAGAGGCUGGUUUCCCAUAGGCCCCUGCCAAUAAAAAAGCUAUUCCUUCUCGUCAAAGUUCUCCUGUGUAUGACUGUAAGCAAGGAAUCCAAUAUUUAGGGAAUCCAAAUGCCUGGUUUGAAGGAGCUGGUACUUUUCCAGCUUGACUUCUGGAUUUUGUCCAUUAAAAAUCACCAGCCAAAGCAUAAUCUCCAUUUAAGGAUGGAAUAAUCCCAGGAUAUGUUGACAAUCAUCAAAUGUGCUCAUUUAACCAAAGUUCACAUAUCACAUUUUGAUCAGACAUUGUUGAUUGCUAUGGAUUUCUGGGAAACAGUGGAAUUUAUAGUAGAUAUUUUUAAUGCUAUUUUUAUGUGGAAACUUGUUUUAAGAGCAGUUGUUUUUUAAAAAAAUAAAGUGCUGGAAAUGUUGGUUUGCACAGUAACAUACUUGGAUCUGUAUCCCAGGUCCUGAUGAAAUAAUUCUGUAGGUAUUAUAAACACCAGGAAAUCACCAGUGGAUGAAAAAUCGGGGAAUGUUGACAAUUACAACCCUCCCCUUUGAUUCAUUCAGUUAUGUGAUUCAAAGAGGAGCUAAAACUAAAGAAACUGGCAUCUCAUGAAGACCAGAGUUAAAUUAGUGGUUUGUAAAAUUCCAACAAUGAUCUAUCACACAUUUAAACAUUCCUUUUAUUUUUUUGGCUGUUGACUGAUGUUCAGUGUUGUCAGCACUCUGUUCAAUGUAUACUUAAGGGGUUCUUAAAGCUCAGAAAUAUGCAGUGUGCCAAGAAGAUAAAGUUAAUGUUCUUCUAAUUGGGAUCUUGUUUUUUAUUUGCUGAAUAUAAAAACAAUCUGUAGCCUUCAUUGCUCAGGAAUGUUCUCCUCUUUGUAUCAGGGAAUUUUUAAUUUCAGAUUUUGGAGGCAGCAGUUUCUUCUGACCCACCAGGAUUUCCAUUUUGCUUUACAAGGGCACCAAAAUGAGUUUCACAGGUAAAAUUUCUACCAAAUCCUUAUCGUUUAUUGUUCUAUUCAGAACUGCACACCACAGAGCAAUGAAAUACAGUUCCAAAAUGCCAACAACACCGCACACCCAUAUGUACUGUGUUUCUGCUUUAGUACCCAAGCAGGGCAAACAUCACCUGUAGAGACUACAGCUGAUACAGACAUUACCUGGUACAGACAUCACCUGAACGGCUAACGGUGGUACAAACAUCACCUGCAGAGGUUACAGCUGGUACUGCUAUCACCUGUACAGCUAUCACCUGGUACAGACAUCACCUGUAGAGGCUACAGUUGGUACAGACAUCACCUGUAGAGGCUACAGUUGGUACAGACAUCACCUGUAGAGGCUACAGCUGGUACAGCAAUCACCUGUACAGCUAUCACCUGGCACAGACAUCACCUGUAGAGGCUACAGCUGGUACAGCUAUCACCUGUACAGCUAUCACCUGGUGCAGACAUAACCUAGUCCAGGCCACAGGUGACAGUGUGGUCAUCUUGUGUGAGCUACAGAGCACAGUUCCAAUGAUUAAGCUGAUUGAAUAAGCCCACCCUGUAUGUGACCAUUCCCCCCUUCCCCCUUCACAAUGAAUACACUACCCCAGUUUCAUGAUAUCUGCUGAUCUCAACAGAAUAUUGUUCCUUAAUAAAGUUCGCUAUUCACA